UGUUGGGCGACACGCGACAGUUAAAGAUCCUCAAACAACAGGAAACAAGGAAGAAGCACCGCGGAUAUGAGCGAGCACGUGGUUGGCUUGGACACAGGCAUCAGCAGCAGCAGCAGCAGCAAGAACGCUGCUGCGUUCAAGCAGCAUGCCAAACGCAAAGCUGCGCGUACUGCUAAGCAGAAGAAGAUCCAGAAGGCGAGGCAGAUGAGAGAAACAAAGAAGAAAGUGUGGGAGAACAAGAUGAAGGCCGAGGCACAGAUUGAGAAGCGGGCAGCGAAAUACAAACGCGGAACACACCUGCCAAAGAGAAUGCGCCCAAAGGACAAGAUUGCAAAGUCCAAAGUGGAAAAGGCGAAGAAGGAGCAGAAGCGUGCAGCACGCGAGGCUGCCAAGGCCGAGAUCCUGCUGACGGAGGACGCCGGUUUCCUUGAGGCCGAAGGGCUGGAGAAAACAUACAACUUCCGCCAAACAGACAUUGCAGAGGCGGUGGACGAAAGCUCUGCAAAGAAGGUGUUCAACCUCAAGCUGGAUCAGUUUGGGCCAUACUGCACGCGUUACACAGCCAACGGCAGGCACCUGUUGAUUGGCGGGCGAAAGGGCCACAUUGCUGCUUUCGACUGGCAGUCUGGCAACCUUGCCUGCGAGAUCAACGUUGGCGAAACCGUGCGCGAUGUGCAGUGGCUCCACAACUCAACCAUGUUUGCCGUUGCACAGAAGCGGUGGGUCAACGGCUGCGGUGUUGUCUUGGCGCUGUGUGGUGUUGGUUUGGUGCGAGUGGUGGUUGUGUGUUGUGCUGUCGGCCCGCAGCUGUUGCUGCGACAGCUUGGUCGGCCAAUGUGUGUGUGUGUGUGUGUGUGUGUGUGUGUGUGUGUGUGUGUGUGUGUGUGUGUGUGUGUGUGUGUGUGUGUGUGUGUGUGUGUGUCGUUGGCGGUGGAUGGCACGGGCCACACGAUGGUGACGGCCGGCGUCGACAGCCUGAUCAAGGUCUGGGACGUGCGGAAUUUCAAGGACAAGCCGCUGCACUCGUACUACACGCCAACCCCUGCCUCAUAUCUUGACUUCAGUGCUCGCGGCUGCCUGGCCGUUGCAUUUGGGCCCCACGUUCAGAUUUGGCGCGAGCCGCACAAGCACAAGGCCAGGGCACCAUACAUGCAGCACGACAUACCUGCGUCGCCUGUGCAGGACUGCCGGUUCUGCCCCUUUGAGGAUGUGCUUGUCACCGGACACGAAAAGGGCAUCGACAGCAUCCUCGUUCCAGGAUCUGGUGAGCCGAACUUUGAUGCGUACGAGGCGAAUCCGUACGAGACGGUCAAGCAGCGCCGCGAGCAUGAAGUCAAGCAGCUCCUCGACAAGAUUCCGCACGAUCUUAUUUCGCUGGAUCCGCGGGAGGUGCUCAAGCCCGUGUCGUCGCGCAUGCAGGGCGAUGCUGGUGAUGACAAUGAUGAUGAUGAUGGCGGAAAAAACGCCGAGCAGAGCGCAGAUGCCAAGCGCAAGCGCGCGCGGAAACGCAAGGUGGAGAAGCGGUAUCUUGCGAAGAACAAGAACAUCCGCGACCAGCGGAAGGUGCAGAUUAUGCAACGCAUGGAGAAGGAACAGCGGCGCAAGGAACUGCGGGCUGGUGGCAAGCACGGAGCACUGGACCGGUUCAAAUGAGGCGCGCGGCAACUGCUGCUUCUUCUUGGAUGUUUGUGUUUUUUCGCUGACGUGUGCACAAUAAAACUGCUGACUCAG
This is a messenger RNA of Salpingoeca rosetta, 1731 nucleotides long. RefSeq lists its product as uncharacterized. The record is from RefSeq and is a predicted model, not a curated record. NCBI's taxonomy places the organism in Eukaryota, Choanoflagellata, Craspedida, Salpingoecidae. Gene Ontology annotation, cellular component: small-subunit processome; 90S preribosome; nucleolus. The coding region runs from base 67 to 1653 and encodes 528 amino acids. The transcript has 12 exons. Gene Ontology annotation, biological process: maturation of SSU-rRNA from tricistronic rRNA transcript (SSU-rRNA, 5.8S rRNA, LSU-rRNA). Gene Ontology annotation, molecular function: protein binding.